CUGGACGCGCUCCACGGGAGGCGUGUGAGUUUGCGCUUUGAUCGUGUCGAAACAGUCAACGAACGUCUGUCUGCAAGUUCCACUUUCAUGUGGAUGUUGUUUCAGGCACAGUUCUCACCACGUCUUAAACUAUGAGACCAACAUGAACAAUACGGACCGCGGGACUGAGCGCCGAAAAAGAGCAGAUCCGGACUUGGUGCCGAAAUGACAAACGAGCGAAACAAAAAGAUUUUACUGGAACUGGUGAAGCAGCCGGAGAACAGCCACUGCGCUGACUGCGGCGCGCCGGAGCCAGAUUGGGCAUCCUAUAAGAUCGGUGUGUUUGUAUGCCUGAACUGCUCUGGGAUCCACCGCAACCUGUCCAGUCGGGUCAAAUCCAUCCGGCUAGACAACUGGGAGGAUGACCUGGUUGAGUUCAUGAAAUCCACCGGGAAUGCGAAUGCCCGAGCUGUGUAUGAGAAAGCCGUUCCACCCUACUACUACCGGCCUAUGAAAAAUGACUGCAACGUCCUGAGGGAUCAGUGGAUCCGAGCAAAAUAUCAGAGGAUGGAAUUCAACGGGGAAACUAAGUAUCCACCGCUGGCGUAUACAACAGGCUUCUAUGAAGGAAUUUUGUGGAAGAAAGGGAAAGAUAACAUGCAGUUUCAGAAGAGGAAGUUUGUGCUGUCAGAACGGGAAUUCACCCUGUUGUACUACAACAAGGAAGAUGAGUCAAAAGGCCCCAAAGCUGUAAUCUCCAUCAAGGAUCUGAACGCCACCUUUCAGCCACAGAAGAUCUGCCAUCCUCAUGGACUGCAGAUUACAUACCAGGAUGAAAAUAAAACCAGGAACCUAUAUGUCUAUCAUGAGAGCUCUGAGGAAAUAGUAACCUGGUACAACUCCAUCCGUGCUGCUCGCUAUGCAUACCUGAAGACCGCAUAUCCGACUGGGACCGAUGACGACCUUGUGCCUAUGAUAACAAGAAAUUAUCUAAAAGAGGGGUACAUGGAAAAGACGGGGCCCUUGCAGAAGGAGUCUUUCAAAAAACGCUGGUUUAUUUUGGACUCUCAAAACAGGAAGCUGCUCUACUUCAAAGACCAACUGGACGCAGAGGAGUUAGGGGUCAUUUUCAUCGGGACAGAGAGCAACGGCUACUCCGUGAAGGAGUGUGUCCCGAAGCACACGCGGGGCAACAAGUGGAAGUGCGGCAUCAUGGUGCAGACGCCGGAGCGCCAGUUUGUGUUCAUGUGCGAGCAGGAGAGGGAGCAGAAACAGUGGCUGAACGUCCUGAGAAAGGUGCUGUCCAGACCCAUGUCACCACAAGAUUACUCUGCUCAAGCCCAUAUAAGGCAUAAGAGAUGAACCAAGAAGAAUUGCAACAGCAGAGAUGAUCAUGAGAGGACUGCAUCCAAGACCUAAAUAGCUGAACUUCUGUCACUGCACUGAAUCAGACAAGACACUUAAUAAUAACUUCCUGUUAUAAGCUCACACUAGCAUGAUGCUCAAUCAGGUUUUUAAAAAGCCACAUCAAUACAAUCUGGUAUUAUAUUGGUACUGUGGCACUGUUGCUCCAUAUCACCAUGCUAACUCGACAUUUCUUAAAUUCUGAUCAUUUGAAAAAGAAUUCCACAAAUAUUUAUUUUUUAUUGGGCUAAUAACAUUAAAUUAAAUGCGUUGAAAAUUUACUUAUUGACAAUUAUGCUCAGAAAAAUAAAUGACUUUUUUAUAUAUAAGGUGUGUCUUGACUGCUGUUAAAAAUGUGUAUUGAAAAAAAGAUGAUUUGUGGAAAAAAAUAUUGUAUAUAUUUGUCUUUAUAAAUACGUUUCUCUUUUUUAAACCCUCUUGUAUAAAUUAUAUUUUUUGA
Gambusia affinis (western mosquitofish) is the source of this 1843-nucleotide messenger RNA. It is a transcript of the gene adap2, whose product is annotated as ArfGAP with dual PH domains 2. Bases 205 to 1341 code for a protein of 378 amino acids. Lineage: Eukaryota; Metazoa; Chordata; Actinopteri; Cyprinodontiformes; Poeciliidae. The transcript is spliced from 11 exons. Gene Ontology annotation, biological process: positive regulation of GTPase activity. Gene Ontology annotation, cellular component: intracellular membrane-bounded organelle; plasma membrane. The record is from RefSeq and is a predicted model, not a curated record. Gene Ontology annotation, molecular function: phosphatidylinositol bisphosphate binding; GTPase activator activity.